AUGCUUCGCUCGAUAUACAAUCUAAUACAUCGUAGUGACAGCUGGAAUAGUUUCCCCGGGGUGUUUUCACUAUUAAAUAGAAUGCUUGAAGAAUGGACACAAACAACACAUUCAACCAUUACUGAUACCAAUGGAACUACAAAAUCCAACGGAUCUACCCGAACUGAUAUUAAUACAAUCAAUUUACCACCUGUUGUUAUUUACACCGAUGGUUCUUGCAUUGAUCAUUACGCAUCUGGUAUUGGCAUUUAUUUUGGACCCAAUCAUCCUUUAAAUAAAAGUAAGGCAAUUCAUGGUCAUGAACAUAAUAGUGGAUUGGCUGAGAUAAUUGCAGCUAAGACAGCGCUGAAAUCACUACGAAAAUGGAAUUUGUACAAAGGUGAAAAUAUUAUAUUGCGUACUGAUUUUCUACCGCUUAUAUAUGCAAUGAAUAAUGAUGGUUAUAAUGGACGAUUUCAUGAAGAAUACUUUAAACUGAAACGAUUAGCGAGAAAAUUUCCAAAUGGUGUACAAUUUGAACAUGUUUUUGGUCAUGAAGGAGAGCAUGGGAAUGAAGAAGCAAACAAUUUAGCUCGUCGAGCAACUAUGGCUGCUCGAUUGGCACGACCACGUAGCGCACCACCAUUUUAUGAUAUAUUAUCAUACAAACAUCGCCGUUCACGUUCACGUUCACGGUCACGUUCACGAUCGAGAAAUUGCAGACGUUCCAGACGUAUUAAUUCCAAGGAUCAUUAUCGAAGUCGAAGUGCAUACAUUCCAGGGAAAUAUUCCAGACGACGAAGACGUUAG
Brugia malayi is the source of this 789-nucleotide messenger RNA. RefSeq names its product RNase H family protein (gene Bma-rnh-1.1). The record is from RefSeq and is a predicted model, not a curated record. Lineage: Eukaryota; Metazoa; Nematoda; Chromadorea; Rhabditida; Onchocercidae. Bases 1 to 789 code for a protein of 262 amino acids. The transcript has 5 exons. Gene Ontology annotation, biological process: DNA replication, removal of RNA primer. Gene Ontology annotation, molecular function: RNA-DNA hybrid ribonuclease activity; nucleic acid binding.